AUGCAGUCGCCGUCUACGUUACCCAAAGCGCAAGUAUCCUGCGCCGAAUACGGCAGCAACGUCGCCAGCCUUGCAUCCCUGUCCCACAGCGACCAUCUCAUCCCCGGCAGCCACUACGAUAGCCUCGCCAGCUUCCUCCACCCCUCGCGACGCGGAAACGGGAACGGUCCGUAUGCAAAGCGUCAGAGCAGUGCGGCUGCUGCUGUGGCCGCCGCCCACGAUCCCUCGGACGAUUUCUGCUUCGUGACCGUCGUCGACAUCGCCGACAAGGUGGAGGUGCGUGACCUGCUCAACCCGGUCGAGUACACCGAGGGGCCCCAGAUCGGGAAGGACAGGGCGCAGAUCGUGUUCCUCCGGGGCUAUCCAUCGGCCGCGUGGCUGAACACGUUGGGCACCGCGCUCAAAGUCGAUCCCGAGUUCUGGCGCAGUCAUAUGCUGCUGCUGCGGAGAGACGACCACUACGACUGGCCGCGUCUGCCGAGCUUUAGCCACGGCAUUCUACAGCUGCGAGUGGGCACCAUUGUCAAGCCCAGCUCGGCCAUCACACGCAAGGAGGUCAAGAGCGGGCGCCAGUGUGACUUUGACCAUCUGCGGAAGCAGCAGGCACAGGCACAGGACGUCAGUGCGUCGAUUGUGCGGAACCUGCACGCCUACAGCGAGUGGGUGUGCAGCAUUGACCAGAAAAUCUCCUGCACCGUUGUGCACAGGUCCGAAGGAUGGGCGGCCAUCGUAUGGCUUGACGUCGGCAGACCGCUGCCGGUCCUGCCGUUUCCCACGCCCGUCACGGACUUUACAUGCACGCCCAUCAUUGCCACCCGCAGGAAGGUCUCGCUGCAGUCGCCGGAUGGCGGCGGUAUGCCGUCGACGGCGCAAAACACAAUGCUGCUGGCAGCCCAGUACGGCUUCAAGGGCCUGCGCGACCACGCCGACCUCAUGCGCAAGUCCCCCUUGUAUGCGCUGAGUGAUGUAUUCCGGCACUGCGCAUGCAGUUUGAGCCAAGUGAUCGACAUGCUGCAGGCCCAUGUGAGCGAAUCCCUGCUCAAGGUCAAGAGCCAGGAGGAGCUGUCCCUGGCCGACCUCAGCGCCUUCAAGCAGGAGCUGGACGGCCAAGCGCAGCACGUGCGGACCGUGCUCGACUUCCUAGGGCACCGGGCGUGUGCGGCCGCGUGGAUGACGAAACCCUCACCCCAGCCGGCAUUGACGUCGCCGUUGCCACAGCAGGCCGGUCCGAGUCGAAAUGGCUCAUCCAGCAAGACAGCAGACGACCGGACUACCGCAACAGACGUGGCCGAAGCCACUCUGAAAGAGUUGACGUCCGACUACAGUGGUCUCCUGCAGCGUUUGCAAGACUUAUCAGCGCAGUGCAAAGAUGGCGUGGAUACCAUACUCAACGCGGCCCAGCUGCGCGAGUCGCGUAAUGCCAUCAGCCAGGCGGCGGAGGUCCAGUGGCUCACCCUGCUAAUCUCCGUCUUUGCACCGCUCUCCCUGAUUACGUCGGUCUUUGGCAUGAACUUUGUGGACAUUCCCUGGAAAUCCGCUUUGCCUAUAGUUUUGGUCUUAUCUUUCGUUACCGUGCUUGUUGGUUUUCUUGUCGUGAAAAGACACCGUAUACUAAAAAAACUCCGUGACUUGCUUUCUUGA
Molecule: messenger RNA, 1641 nt
Organism: Sporothrix schenckii 1099-18
Lineage: Eukaryota; Fungi; Ascomycota; Sordariomycetes; Ophiostomatales; Ophiostomataceae
Exons: 2
Coding region: 1-1641 (546 amino acids)
Biological process (GO): metal ion transport; transmembrane transport
Cellular component (GO): membrane
Molecular function (GO): magnesium ion binding; cobalt ion binding; magnesium ion transmembrane transporter activity
Source: RefSeq, a predicted model, not a curated record